Messenger RNA from Acaulospora colombiana, 382 nucleotides. Lineage: Eukaryota; Fungi; Glomeromycota; Glomeromycetes; Diversisporales; Acaulosporaceae. The record is from the annotation of a GenBank genome assembly.
GCCAAAAAGUGCGUCGGAUCUCGUAUUUCCAUCGAUUCUUUGUUAGCGUUUUGGGUUGUGGGUGCUGACGUUGUGUUUGCCAUGUUGAACAACUCGCAUAUUUAUCAUCAGACGUUGCAUGAUAUCAAGGCCAGAGGUAUUGAUGGUGCGUACAGUGCCGUUCGCUCGCCGAGCCGUCAUGCUUACAUAUUUUCUUUCAUCUCAUCUUUUGAAUACGUUCUGCAAUGGUACUUUUGUGCGAAUAUGAAACCCAUUUACGAAUCCAUGUCACCACCUCUUCCAAUGGUGUCACCACAGUCGAAAAUGUCUCUCUCAACCUCCCCAACAUGCUCAAGGCCAAAGAAUCGAUGGAAAUACGAGAUCCGACGCACUUUUUGGCCUA